Molecule: messenger RNA, 807 nt
Organism: Plasmopara halstedii
Lineage: Eukaryota; Oomycota; Peronosporomycetes; Peronosporales; Peronosporaceae
Product: RxLR-like protein
Exons: 4
Coding region: 1-807 (268 amino acids)
Source: RefSeq, a predicted model, not a curated record
AUGCAGUUUCUGGUGUUUGCAGCAACAAUUUUGGGAUUAAGAGUCACAAUGACUAGCGCUAUACCAGUGAAUUUCAUCAAUCGUUGCAACGUUGCGAUUGAUUUAUACAACAAUACAUACACGGAGGUGAUUGUUCCAGGAUGUAAUACAACUCGACAUCUAAACGAAGGCUUUAGUGGAAUGUUUCGGAAUGGGUGGAAUCCUCAAGCAACACUUGCUGAAUUUUCUGUAUCGUGGGGAUUCCUAUGGUACGACAUCGGAAUCAUUCCUACUAGUCCUCGAAGUGGACCAGGCAACUGCUUAUCACUUGAUGAAUGCAAGAAUAUUACGGGCGGAGUUGGAUUCAACACACCGAUUCGGAUUGCGCCAAACGGGUGUACAGUAGUCACGUGUUUGGCCGACGGUUGUUCAGAUGCAUAUCAAUUUCCCACAGAUGAUUGGAAGACACAUGCGUGUCCCGACACAACAUCAAAUGUCGAUGUCACUUUUUGUCCAGAAGGAUCUCACGCUGUAUCAGCGCUAACUCCAAUUAAACCAAAGUGCCCAAGGCGCUGCAACUCAAGAAUUCUUCACUCAUUAUCGACUCUUACUGCUACUGCUAUGGUUCUCGCUCAUCAAGACGCGUGGCGAAGCCACCCAUUCAUUUCUAACUGCGCUAAGAAGCCGCUUACAGGUUUUGGUCUGGCAUCUGCAAUUUUCAGUGUCUAUCUCGUGGUAGACACGCUUAACUCGCGCUUUUCAUCUGGAAGUAAAGAUGGCGGUGCACAUGCUGAAUUGGAUGAAGUUACGGGAAGUAAACGCAAGUAG